GUUGUCAAAUUGAUUCCAACGCUUUCAACACUUUCCAGGUCAGCACGCAGAAUUCACGAACUUAGUGCACAUUUUGCCUUUAAUUAAAAUUAAACACAUACAUUAAAAUGCCUGCUCCUGCAAGUUCGACGUCCGUUGGCAGCGGUUCACGCUCGCCCAGCAAACUGUCGGCGCCACGUAGCGCUGGCGCUGGCGGCGGCAGCACUCUGAAACAACGAAAGACGACAACAACAACGGCGGCCAGGAGUCGUGCUCCAGGCGGAGCAGGCACUGGUGGCAUGUGGCGUUUCUACACAGAUGAUUCUCCCGGCAUUAAAGUUGGUCCAGUUCCAGUUCUGGUCAUGUCGUUGCUGUUCAUCGCCUCUGUCUUCAUGCUGCACAUUUGGGGAAAGUACAACCGUUCUUAGACAGUUCAUCGUAGCAAAUAAAUACUUUCACCUCAACGGACGCGCCGCGACACACAAUUUUGUCGACGUCAUCAGAUUUCUCACAGACAGUUGCCAAAACAACAACAAAAAUAAUUGAACUAUCGCAGCUAGCACUGUAGUAUCUGCAUUCCGUUGGUUGAGGCAUUGUGUUUUCCACUUGAAAUUAAUUAUUGUCUAAGCUUAAGUUACCCGUCGUUAAAUGAUAAACUAAAUUGUAUACAUAAUUUGUCAAAAUUUUCUAUUUACUUUGCUGCAAAGUUCUUUUGUUUGGAGUUUGUGGCAGAUAAUCCAUUCCACAAUUUAUGGUGGCCAUGUUCAUGUGCAUUACUUUCGCGCUUCACAGACGCAGUUCAAUAGUUUAAAAAGUGUUAAGAACAAAUGAAUUUGGUAUUAAACGAGUAAAAAUAA
Molecule: messenger RNA, 836 nt
Organism: Drosophila virilis
Lineage: Eukaryota; Metazoa; Arthropoda; Insecta; Diptera; Drosophilidae
Gene: Sec61beta
Product: Sec61 translocon subunit beta
Biological process (GO): SRP-dependent cotranslational protein targeting to membrane, translocation; post-translational protein targeting to membrane, translocation
Cellular component (GO): membrane; Sec61 translocon complex
Molecular function (GO): guanyl-nucleotide exchange factor activity
Source: RefSeq, a predicted model, not a curated record